GGCUCUCGAAAUCUGGCGACGCCGUCAGUAGGUUUUUGAACGCCGCUGAGAGCAGCUGCCCACUUUCGAGUCUCGAGAUACGGAUACGUUAGCUUCGUUGCAGCAGCACAUCAACACCAACAGCAACCAUCAACAUGGCGGUCUUUGGCAUGGUCUCGGCCGUGUCCGGCUUCGUUAAGAUCCGCUAUCUGCUGGACAAGGCGGUCAUCGACAACAUGGUGUUCCGCUGCCACUACAGGAUCACGACCGCCAUUCUGUUCACCUGUUGCAUCAUCGUCACCGCGAACAAUCUGAUCGGCGAUCCCAUCAGUUGCAUCAACGACGGCUCCAUUCCGAUGCACGUGAUCAACACGUUCUGCUGGAUCACCUACACGUUCACGAUACCUGGCCAGCAGCACCGCCAGAUCGGGACGGACGUGGCUGCUCCGGGCCUGGGCAACGAGUACGGCCAAGAGAAGCGCUACCACAGCUACUACCAAUGGGUGCCCUUCGUGCUCUUCUUCCAGGGUCUCAUGUUCUAUGUGCCCCACUGGGUCUGGAAGAACAUGGAGGACGGCAAGAUCCGCAUGAUCACCGAUGGGCUGCGCGGCAUGGUCAGUGUGCCGGACGACUAUCGGCGGGAUCGCCAGGACCGGAUCCUCAAGUACUUCGUGAGCAGCCUGAACACCCACAACGGCUACUCGUUCGCCUACUUCUUCUGCGAGCUGCUGAACUUCGUCAAUGUGAUUGUGAACAUCUUCAUGGUGGAUAAGUUCCUGGGCGGUGCUUUCAUGUCCUACGGAACGGACGUGGUCAAGUUUUCGAACAUGGACCAGGACAAGCGCUACGAUCCCAUGAUCGAGAUCUUCCCGCGACUGACCAAGUGCACCUUCCACAAGUUCGGUCCCAGUGGAUCGAUCCAGAAGCACGACACGCUCUGUGUGCUCGCUCUGAAUAUUUUGAACGAGAAGAUCUACAUUUUCCUAUGGUUCUGGUUUAUUAUUUUGGCCACCAUCUCGGGAGUGGCUGUGCUGUAUUCGCUGGUGGUUAUCAUGAUGCCCACCACCCGGGAGACCAUCAUCAAGCGGUCCUAUCGCUCAGGACAGCGCAAGGAGAUCGCCGGAUUGGUCAGGCGUUUGGAGAUUGGUGACUUCCUCAUCUUGCACUUCCUCAGCCAGAACCUCAGCACAAGGUCGUACAGCGACAUGCUGCAGCAGCUCUGCAGCCUGCUCGGAGCCUCCCGAACCCCCUCGGCCCCCUCGACCCUCGAGAUGAACCCCAUCAGCCACCCGAUCUACCCACCGGUGGAGAGCUUCGGCGGCGGCAAGGAGACGGAGACAUGAGCCCACCGCUCCGGCUGGCUUCCAAAACAAUGAUUUCAAUGAUUUCUCAAUAAUAUUCGUAGGGGAGGUAGGGAGGUGAGGAGAGGAGUGGAGAGAGGAGUGGAGAGAGUUGUGUGUCAUGAGUUUAGGCAUUUCCAUUUGUAAGCGCAGGACUGCAGGAGGACGAAUCACGAAUCAGCGGAGAUCCAGCUCUGUAUGUUCUAUGCGAAAUAUAUAUCUAGCGAAAUUGUAAGGAAGUAAUCUUUGAAUUGAAUCCCAGGAGAGCAGGUGCAGUUCGUCGGUGACACGAGUGCAGUACAGAGUGAGUGCCACAGAGUGAGAAUGAGUUGGGGAUACCCCAUUGAGGAGAGGGGAAACUAUAAAGAGGGACACAGGAAGACCGUGCAAUUUGUAGGUUGAGGAUUUGAAGGUUGGAGGAUGGAGUAUGGAGUAUGAAGGAUCCCAUUUGCGAUUUGGCUACUGGGUAUCGUAGGUGGGUCGAUGACAAUGAUGCGCCAUUUAAAUAUACACUUAAGUUUAACAGUUAGUUCGGAUGACCGAUCCGAUCCGAUCCGGGAAGAAAACCUAUGCAGCUAUAUCUGCUUAUCGCUCACGCACGCUCACGAAACGUUGAUCUAUAUAAAAUUGUAGUAAUCGAAUGAUACGAGUACGACGAGGAUAUAAUUACGAAUAUUUAAUCGAGUAUACGUAUACACGAUGCUCUCGCUAUUUUUGUCCUAACAUUUAGUCUACAGAUAUAUCGUAAUUUUAAGGAAUUUUGUUUAUAACAAAAUUAUUGUGAUUAUUGCUAGAAAAGAACACAUUUUACAUAAAGCAAAAGAGAACCCAAGCUAUCUAAGUUCAAAGUUGUAAUAAAUAUUCUAUAUACAAUUUCAGCUAAA
Molecule: messenger RNA, 2203 nt
Organism: Drosophila ficusphila
Lineage: Eukaryota; Metazoa; Arthropoda; Insecta; Diptera; Drosophilidae
Product: innexin inx3
Biological process (GO): phototransduction
Cellular component (GO): plasma membrane; gap junction
Molecular function (GO): gap junction channel activity
Source: RefSeq, a predicted model, not a curated record